This is a messenger RNA of Salvia miltiorrhiza (redroot sage), 327 nucleotides long. RefSeq lists its product as uncharacterized. The coding region runs from base 1 to 327 and encodes 108 amino acids. The record is from RefSeq and is a predicted model, not a curated record. NCBI's taxonomy places the organism in Eukaryota, Viridiplantae, Streptophyta, Magnoliopsida, Lamiales, Lamiaceae. The transcript has a single exon.
AUGGGUCCUGGGUGGUUCCCGCUCUGCAGAGAAGCUGGGGAGGACAUUGAUCACCUUUUUUGGGAGUGUGCGGUUGCUAGACAUGUUUGGAGCUCCCUCUUCUCUUGGUUUAGUUUGGAGGGUUCUUCGAUCUUAGAUAUUGAUAGUUUUGUCAUCUGGGCGAUGAGGAUACCUGCUAGCAAGCAGGUGACCAAUCUCUGGCGUGUUGGUGCCAUGUCUGUUUUUUGGAGUCUUUGGAAUCUUCGGAACCAGGUGGUGUUUAAGGAGGCUCCUAUUUCUGCAGUGAGGUCAAAGCUUUUAUCCUGGAGGCGUCUCGUUUCAGUUUGA